UAAUUGGUGAACCGAAGGCCAAAGCGCACCGAGCCAAAUGGAAAAAUCCCCUGAAUUUAUCUCUCUAAAAUCUCCGAUUUCGCUCAAUCGGAAUCAUCCGCUUCCAAUCAUUCACAGUUCAAUUUCCGAUCGUUCAAGUGAUAAGAUGGCCGAAGUAAACAACAUUCACAGUCAGGAAGAAGAAGAAGGAAGAGAGGUGAAAGAAGCGGAGGCGGAAGAUGAUGAUCAGACGGAGAGCAGCGAUUGUACGUCUGAGGACGAAGGAACUGCAGAAUACCGCCGGGGAGGAUACCACGCCGUACGAAUUGGCGACUCUUUCAAGUCCGGUCAAUAUAUCGUCCAGAGCAAGCUCGGAUGGGGUCAUUUCUCCACUGUCUGGUUAGCUUGGGAUACUGUUAAAUCCAGAUAUGUUGCUCUGAAAGUGCAAAAGAGUGCUCAGCAUUACACUGAGGCAGCACUUGAUGAGAUUACUAUAUUACAGCAGAUUGCUGAUGGAGAUCCUGAUGAUGAUAAAUGUGUAGUAAAGCUUUUAGAUCAUUUUAGGCAUUCAGGUCCAAAUGGGCAACAUGUCUGUAUGGUUUUCGAGUAUUUGGGGGAUAACCUUUUGACAUUGAUCAAGUAUUCUGAUUAUCGCGGUUUACCCAUUCAUCGGGUGAAGGAAUUAUGUUACUAUAUGUUAGUUGGUUUGGAUUAUUUACAUAGACAGCUUUCAAUUAUACAUACUGAUCUUAAGCCAGAGAACAUUCUGUUAUUAUCUACCAUUGACCCAUCGAAGGAUCCUCGAAAAUCAGGUGCUUCCUUAAUCCUUCCUGAUAGAAAGGAUAAUAGUAAUGGAAAUUUAACCAAGAAUCCAAAGAGAAUGAUCAAAAGAAAAGGCAAGCUAGCUGGGAAGGAAGUUUCUGUAGAAACUAAUACAGAAUCUGUAGCAAAGCCGAAAGAAGAAGAAAUACAUGGACGUAGAAAAGGAAGCCGAUCCACAAAGCAGAAACUUUUGGAAACAGUUGAGUUGAAUUGUAAAUUAGUUGAUUUUGGGAAUGCUUGUUGGACUUACAAACAGUUUACAACUGAUAUUCAAACGAGACAAUAUAGGUGUCCUGAAGUUGUUCUUGGAUCUAAGUAUUCUACUUCGGCGGAUCUUUGGUCUUUUGCUUGCAUUUGUUUCGAACUUGUCACUGGCGAUGUUCUUUUUGAUCCUCACAGCAGCGAGAACUACGAUAGAGAUGAGGAUCACUUGGCAUUGAUGAUGGAGCUUCUCGGUAUGAUGCCAAGAAAGAUUGCCUUGGGUGGAAGUUACUCGAGAGACUUGUUCAACCGACACGGCGAUCUGAGACACAUUCGUCGGUUACGCUUCUGGCCUAUGAAUAAAGUUUUAAUGGAGAAAUAUGAAUUAAACGAACAAGAUGCAUCAGCCAUGGCCGAUUUCCUGGUCCCCAUUCUUGAUUUCGUGCCUGAGAAACGGCCAACAGCAGCCCAAUGCCUGCUUCAUCCAUGGUUGAAUGCUGGCCCUAGACUCUUACAGCCCUCAUUAACUACGGAUACAAAACCUCUUGCCACAAAUAGCGACAGUAAUUGCGAAAAAGAAGAAAGGGAAGCAACAGAGAUCGAGGUUGCAAUGAAAAACAUUGCCAUAGUCUCAAACUCUGAAAAGAUGACAAAAGAUUAUCCGAUUUGAGAAAUAACCCGGCCUUUAUGUAUGUGGUGUGCGCGUGUGUUGUGUUCUUUCAUAUGAAACAAAUAUCUCCUCCUCUGUUUCUGUUGUCGUAGCCUUUCUGCUAUUCUUUUCAAAUUUAUAUAGUCGAUUAUGAAUUAUAGUCGAACCCACUUGUCCAUACACCUUAUUAAAGAAGUAUUUAAUCUUGAUUGUGA
This is a messenger RNA of Impatiens glandulifera, 1866 nucleotides long. Its product is annotated as serine/threonine-protein kinase SRPK-like. The record is from RefSeq and is a predicted model, not a curated record. The coding region runs from base 38 to 1672 and encodes 544 amino acids. Gene Ontology annotation, molecular function: protein kinase activity; ATP binding. Gene Ontology annotation, biological process: protein phosphorylation; regulation of mRNA processing; spliceosomal complex assembly. The transcript has 4 exons. Lineage: Eukaryota; Viridiplantae; Streptophyta; Magnoliopsida; Ericales; Balsaminaceae.